CUACCAGAGGGUGGCGUUGCAAGUCCAAGAAAGCAGAAGGUGGGUUCAAAGUGAAAUGUAGGGCGGUGGACAUGGACUGCCUCUGCUCUUCCAUAACGUGUUCAGUCGUCACCUGGAUUCCCCUUGAGAGGCCAUGUACCCUGUAGACCUUCCAGCUGUAGAUGACACUGAUCUGACAUCAGCAUCUGAACAGUACCUCUCUUCUUUGGAGUCAAGACCUCUUCAUAAUGAGUGGUUUCAGUCAUCGCAGUUGUCAAAGGUAGCGAUAACAGCAAACAAUGUAAGGCGGUUGCAGCUGUUUGAAGAUGACCAACCUGACUGUACAGUGCUGGCGCUUCACCCUCCUGAUGAUCCAACACGAGUGGCAGCUUUAUACCUGCAUGAGAAGUGGUGGUGUUUGGAUGAUGUCUUACGAACGUCUAACAAAUCCAGAAGUGGCUUAAUGUUGGUGCAGUCAAUUAUGGAGAGAGUGAUUGUGUUCCUGCUCAGUCGGGUAGUGGAGCGGUCAUCACACGAGGAGGUGGUGUUCUCCCUGCACCCUCGCACAGAGAGCUGCAAACUGCUGUGGAGAGACAGCCAGGCGGUCGGCUUCUACACCGUCAAGCACAAAGGCAGCCUGUGUGACAGCUGGAGCGCUCGCUGCUACCUGCUGCCUGUCCUGGACACAGUGCUGGUGAGGAGGAGCUGGAGGAGGAGAGGCUUUGGCCUUCAAAUGCUGAAGGAUUUGUGCUCCUCGUUCUCCACAGAGGGGUUUCUGGGAGUCAGUUCUCCACUAUCACCCAACAUGGUGGCAGUGUGCAGGAGGUUCCUGCAGCAGCAUGAGGAACAUCGGGACCGUCUGUAUGAGGUGGAGGCUCCAGGGGGCUGGACUCAGCGACGAAACAUCUGGCUCAACCUGCAGCUAGGCCGCUACCCCCUCAAUAUUAAUGAGAGCAGUCCAACAUCAGGAGAAACACAGAGGAAUGAAGAUGACUCCUCUCAGAAGAUGCAGACUUCCAAUUGUAAACUGGACUUGACCUCACUGAGCACCUGUGAUGUGAACAUUCCAUUGGUAAUACGCUCUUCUGAACAACAAAUUAAACCUUAUGAUCCAAGCCGAGGAGAAAUCUCCCCAAGCUGCAAAAGUUCUCAAACAGGAUGUAGCCCUGCAGCCCACGCCAAUGAUCCGGACCCUGGAUCUCCCACCAGACCACCAGAGUCCGUAAACACAACACAAGCUCUGAAAUCCAAGCCCUCUCUAUCUGCAGAGCCCCGCAGAGAGAAGCCAGGGGAAACACAAAGAAGUACCAAACGAGUCAGAAGGACAUGAGGUUACAGAUACAAGCACUGUGUGCAACAGCAGCCCUCAGACACUAAGUGGAUGCUAAAUCCACCUGAACUGUAUGAAAUGAGGUUUGCAGACCUUUUAAAACUGAUAUAUACAGUACAAUAUAAGUACGAUCACAACUGUUUGGGGCUUUGCAAACCAUGCUUCAAUGACAUCCAUCACUCUCCUGGUACUUUGUUUGGGUGGGACAAAUUGCAUUUUGAUUAAUGACCUCACUUAAUAUCCAGCAGAGCUCCACCCACCUUUACAUUUACAUUUAUUCAUUUAGCUGACGCUUUUAUCCAAAGCGACUUACAAUUGCUAUACAUGUCAGAGGUUGCACGCCUCUGGAGCAACUAGGGAUUAAGUGUCUUGUGUCAGGGACACAAUGGUGGACCCAAUGUGCCACCUUCAACCCAAGCGAGGUCAGAUAAAACUAAACAUGGUUCGACUUAAUCAAUCAAAUCAUACUAACAUCAUAUGUACAGCAUGGAAAGUAGCAUGGUGUUAAAAAAACAAUUUUGAAAUUGGAAAACUUGUCUUGUCUUUAUAAGUUGUAUAGACAUUUUGUGAAAUACGCUUUUUCCCCCCUUUUUUUGCUGAGAAUUAAAUGAAAAGAUUGAUACCACACUGAUGUCUGUAUAGUAAAUAUGAACCUACAGUCAUCGGCCAGUGAGCUUAGCUUAGCAGGAAAUAAAGGGGGUUAAACAAGGGGAAACAGGUGACAUGGUUCUGUAGCAAUAUCCAGCACCUCACUGCUCCUGGCCAAGAAAUAAUCCAGUUUUACAGUUUAGUUUUGUACAGUUCAGUUUUGCACCGAUUAAUCAAACAAGAUUUUAUUAGGUUACAUUUAGGAGAAGGUUCCAUGGGAAAUAAGCUCAUUAGAGGGUUUUCUUAUCUUACUGUCUUUGAUAGGCCUUCAUCUCAGGGCAGUUGGUCCCCACUCCCUUCCCCCCUAAGACAGCUAUGUAAUAUAAAGUCACCUGUUUCUUCACUGGCUCUUUGUCUUACAUCCUGCAGACUGUUUGCACUCUGAAUGUGUGUCGGACCCUUUGCAAAGAAUAAAACUCUUAAAAGACA
Molecule: messenger RNA, 2386 nt
Organism: Micropterus salmoides (largemouth bass)
Lineage: Eukaryota; Metazoa; Chordata; Actinopteri; Centrarchiformes; Centrarchidae
Gene: fam169b
Product: family with sequence similarity 169 member B
Exons: 9
Coding region: 134-1309 (391 amino acids)
Source: RefSeq, a predicted model, not a curated record